Messenger RNA from Vitis vinifera (wine grape), 1447 nucleotides. RefSeq lists its product as uncharacterized. Bases 418 to 1308 code for a protein of 296 amino acids. NCBI's taxonomy places the organism in Eukaryota, Viridiplantae, Streptophyta, Magnoliopsida, Vitales, Vitaceae. The transcript is spliced from 8 exons. The record is from RefSeq and is a predicted model, not a curated record. Gene Ontology annotation, molecular function: phosphatidylinositol transfer activity.
CACCAAAAUAGAAGUCUAACAAUGUUGUCUGAGCACCCUGUUCGCCUUUCCCACUAUAAAUGAAGGAAAAGUAAAAUAAACUCUGUCCUCCACCUUGAUAUCUCGCGCGUCUCCAGAUUUCGUAGAAGCGUUAAACGCCGAAUUAUUUUAGGACAGCUACAAAGGAGGCGCAUCUAUUGCUCUCGUCCAUACAAAGAUCGCCUUUCUGUUUGUCUGAAAGGCUGAAGCAUAGUCGGAAUAGAAGAGCCUUCCAUCACUCUCCUGCUUCUCCAGAGUCGAAAUUAGAUCUUUUCUGUUCCUUUCCUCUGUGGAUCGCGCAGCCGGUUCAGUAAUCCAUUAGGUGGCUGGUAGGGACGGCCGCUUAAUUGGGAUCCUGCUGUUAUUCUGAAAAAGUGGUUAGCAGUUGUUGGGAAUUUGAUGUUGGGCUCAAUCACCAUGUUUCGCAGAAGGCAAUCUCAUAAUCACGAGGAGAACGAUUCUUUGCAACGAGGUGCAAAGGUGAGUGAACUCAGGGCUGCUCUUGGGCCUCUAUCUGGGCGUAGUUUACAGUACUGCACUGAUGCAUGCCUUGUGAGAUACUUGGAAGCUCGGAACUGGAAUGUUGACAAGGCAAAGAAAAUGUUGGAAGAGACACUCAAAUGGAGGGCAACCUAUAAGCCUGAGGAGAUUCGUUGGCAUGAGGUAGCGCAUGAAGGUGAGACUGGGAAAGUGUCCAGAGCUGAUUUUCAUGAUCGACUCGGGAGGACAGUCCUUAUAAUGAGGCCAGGGAUGCAGAAUACAACAUCAGCAGAAAAUAAUAUCCGCCAUCUAGUCUAUCUCAUAGAGAAUAGUAUUCUUAACUUACGGGAGGGUCAAGAACAAAUGUCAUGGUUGAUAGACUUUACAGGAUGGUCAUUGAACACUAACGUUCCUAUCAAGACAGCCCGAGAUAUCAUCAACAUUUUACAGAACCACUACCCUGAGAGACUUGCAAUAUGCAUCCUCUAUAAUCCUCCCAGAAUUUUUGUGGCAUUUUGGAAGGUUGUCAAGUACUUCCUCGAUCCAAAAACAUUUCAGAAGGUGAAAUUUGUUUACCCAAAGAAUAAAGAGAGUCUGGAGGUAAUGAAGUCACUUUUUGACGUGGAGAACCUUCCAGGUGAGUUUGGAGGAAAAGCCACACUGAAAUAUGACCACGAAGAGUUCUCGAGGAUGAUGGCAGAGGAUGAUGUGAAAACUGCCAGUUACUGGGGACUUGAUAGCAAGCCCUGCCAUGUUACUAAUGGGUAUUCAGGAGCAGAAACAAUGCCCCUUGCACCUCCAGCUAGCUAAUUGAGCCUCCCUAAUGCCUGCAAUAGUAUGUAAGAAACUAAGGAAAAAGAAACUACAAACCAGACUGAUACCGUUGAUACAGAUUCUAGUAUGAAAUUUUCUAAUAGGAACUGGAAUAAAGUUUCCUUCUUGAGGUGAA